This is a messenger RNA of Mytilus trossulus (common blue mussel), 8380 nucleotides long. RefSeq names its product la-related protein 1B-like. Gene Ontology annotation, cellular component: cytoplasmic stress granule; nucleus; cytosol. The record is from RefSeq and is a predicted model, not a curated record. The transcript has 21 exons. Bases 595 to 4497 code for a protein of 1300 amino acids. Gene Ontology annotation, molecular function: RNA cap binding. Lineage: Eukaryota; Metazoa; Mollusca; Bivalvia; Mytilida; Mytilidae. Gene Ontology annotation, biological process: mRNA stabilization; RNA processing; positive regulation of translation.
AUGCGUAGUCCUUUCUAAACUGUAAAUGGCGACAUGUGCUCGAUGAGAAUUUCAUAUUUUCUCAUGCCAUGUUAGCCUGCAAGUUUUCGUAGAUAAUUGGUUGUCAUCGGGUUUGUUACACUCAGAACUGGUGUUAGGAUUUAAAAUUAUCGACAGAAGGAAAAAUUCAUAUCAGUUUGUUUUAUUUCGAAUGUAAACAUUGUGCUCUUGCAGACAACGUGGCUUCACAUCUUUUGAUUUUAAAAAUCGUAUUGUAGAUGAAUUUGAGCUUUUUAGUAUUGUAAAGAAAGUUUUCUUGUAGAUUUCAUAUUGGAGAACCUUUUGAAAUUAGUUUAAACUGGUGUCAACGUCGACUAAAUCGUUGUGCACAAAAAAUCUGUAAAUAGACACGUUCUGUUGACUAGAUUUAAAACGAGGCUCUGUGUUGGAGAUAAUUUUUGCAUAUUGUCGACGAAAUACUUUUAGCUUUUCACUAUUACUUGUUACUGUUAAUUUGAAAUAUCGUAUUGCUCCGCGAUGGACUGAUGCAUAAUCGUCUGUCACAUUAAUAAUAAUAAAAUAUAUUGUGGAAACAUUUCGAAGGGAGUUGCAGACAUGGCUACAGCUGUAGGGUCAAAUGCUCCCAGUGAACAUUUUCAAUCUGACAACAUGGCCUCAGAGGAAAGAGCAGACUCUGGCACCACUGUUAAUAAUAAUGAGGAGAGUCCACCAAAACAGGUGACAGAUGAAAGUAUAGAAAACGAAACUGCUGUUGAAGAUGAAAAAUCAGAAAAGGAGAAGACUAAAGUGAAGAAAUUUGACAAUAAAAAUUAUGUUGAAGCCCCUCUUCCAAAGUCUAACCCUUGGAAUAAAAGUGCACAACCAACCAGUCCACCAGUCAAGAUUGUUAAAAAACCAGCAGGUGAUGAAGUGAAAGUUAUUAAACCAAAGGUAGAAGUCAAAAAAACAGCUCAGGCUGCUUCUGCUAGUCUAAGUGAUGAGAAUUGGCCAGCAUUACAUGAAGUAACUGAGACUCAGACAUCAAAGAAACCAAUGAAAACUGCUGUUACAAAUCAACCGUCUGCUGGCUCAUCAGGCAGCCAAUCACAAGGCAGUGAUUCAGGUGGAGAAGAUUCCUCAAAGGAAAAUAAAGAUACCUCCAGUAAUAAUGGAGAUGGUCCAGGAACUCCUAGGCGUAGCAGAGGAAUCCGUACUUCCAAGCAGAAAUGGGUUCCAUUAGAUAUUGAACCAAAAAAUCGUAGAAGUCGCAGUCAAGGGAGACUACCUAAUGGACGUGGAAAGUUUGACCGAAGACCAGACAGUAGAGGAGAAAUCAGAGGUCCUGAUGGAAGAAACUGGAGAGAUGAUAUGCGUCCACCAAGUCCAAGAGAUGGCAGAGGUGGUUUUGGUGGCUUUAGAAGAGGUCGAGGAGGGCGUGGCCGUGGAGCCAGAGGAAGAGGUCGAGGACGUGACUUUGGCCCAGGUGACUUAGUGGGUCAAGAUGUGAAAUACUUCAGUGCAGAAUUUAAUAAUGAGACAUUUUAUGCUGAGCCAUCUUCAGCCCCGCCCACUGAGAGAGGAAGUGGUGGAGGAUUUAGAGGGACAGUUUAUUUUAACCCCUCGUUUGUUGAUGAGACUGUCUUGAAAGAUUUAGUUAAAAAACAAAUAGAAUACUACUUCAGUGAAGACAAUUUACAGAGAGAUUUCUUCUUAAGAAGGAGAAUGGACAAAGAAGGCUGGCUUCCUAUCAGUCUCAUAGCAAGUUUCCACAGAGUUCAAGCUCUAACUCAGGAUGUAGCACUUAUAAUUAAGUCUUUGAAAGAAAGUGAGGUAUUGGAAGUACCAGAGGAUGCGUUGAAGGUUAGAGGUCGAAUUACUCCUGACAAAUGGCCGAUAGAGGCCCCUCCUAUAGGACUUCCAGUGUCAUCAACUCUACAUGCUGAUGUACCAGAGUUUGUACCAGGCAAAGCUUAUAACUUCACACCAGUAUAUAAUGAUCAUCAUGAUGGAAAUGAAGGAGAUGAUGAGACUACAAAGUCUGACAACGAAGACAUGUUCAAUGAUACCUUAGGAUACCCUAACCCUAAUAUACUAUCUACUAGUGCUCCAGAGAUGACAGGGGACUGGAUACAAGUCAAGAAAAAAGACAGGACACCAAAGAAAAAGGAGGAAAAAGGAGAAAAGAGGAAGAAAAGUGAUGACCAACAAGAAGAACUGGACUUCAUGUUUGAUGAAGAAAUGGAAGGUUUUGAUGUUGGAAGGAGAAAUCAAUUCUCUGAGUGGUCUGAUGAUGAGUCCGAUAAUGAAAUAGGUGACGAUGAAUUAAACAAGAUUCUCAUAGUAACACAGACUCCACCCUCACUGAGGAAACAUCCCCAGGGUGACAGGACAGGGGACCAUGUACGACGUUCUAAAAUGACAUCGGAAAUGACUAAAAUAAUCAACGAUGGACUUUGUUACUAUGAACAGGAUCUCUGGGAGAAGGAAAAUGAGGAUGAUUUCUGCAAAUUUAGUACAGUGUCUGUGAUAACUAAAGAAAAAUAUGAAGCCUUGAUGCCACAUUCUACAGUGGCCGCACAGAAACUGCCACCUCCUCCACCGCCUGUUUCAAUACAAGCAGCUGGCAAGAAAGUGACGACUCCUCCAAUUGCUCAACCAGACAUUGCCCGAUCUUUACCCGCCUAUGUACCUGACACACCGGGCAAGAAAGAGAAAGGCCCUCGUACACCUCACAGCAAGAAAGAAGAAAUUGCUCCACGAUUUUAUCCUGUGGUUAAAGAUUCUGGACGACCUCAUGAUCCCCAGACCCCAAGGAAGAAGAAGACUCGCCACAGUAGUAAUCCACCAAUAGAAAGCCAUGUAGGCUGGGUAAUGGACGCCAGGGAGCAUCGACCAUCAAGAUCUCGAAAUAAUUCUAUGUCUCAGAGUCCAUCAGAUGCAAUGUUAUCGACCAGUUACGGUAGUUACAGUAGUACACCUCACGCCUUCCCAGCAUUCCAUCACCCGUCACACGAACUUCUAAAGGAUAACAACUUUGUGUGGCAUGUUUACCAUAAAUACCACGCCAAGUGUUUGAAAGAGCGUAAAAAGUCGGGAGUCGGUAUGUCACAGGAAAUGAACACACUUUUUAGAUUCUGGUCAUUUUUCUUGAGGCAACAUUUCAACAAGAAAAUGUUCCAAGAAUUCAAAACGUUGGCAGUGGAAGAUUCCAUAGCAGGAUAUAGAUAUGGUGUUGAAUGUUUGUUUCGGUACUUCAGUUAUGGUUUAGAGAAACGAUUUAGACCAGAAUUAUAUAAAGACUUCCAAGAAGAAACAAUACGAGACUAUGAGCUAGGUCAGUUGUAUGGAUUAGAGAAAUUCUGGGCAUUCCUUAAAUAUUCACGUAAACAUGUGGAAGUCCAUCCAAAGUUAAAAGAAUGGUUGUCCAAAUAUAAAAAGCUGGAAGAUUUCAGAAUAGAAAUGUUUCCUCCAGAUCAGGACAAAGGUGAAGGUCACAAACUUCAUAGACGGGAAAGACAAAUAUCAGAAAGCUCUAUAAGAGAAAGACAUUCGUCAGGGUCAAAGGGUCAGAGGGGCCAGUCUUAUCCUAAACAUAGUGCUAGCCAGUCGGAUCAGAGUAGAAAAGAAACAUUUGAUAAACAAAAAGACAAGACCAGUGUCAAAGACUCUAUUAAAGCAAAAGAUUCACAACUUACUAAGCCUGGAGGGAAAGAUUCAAAUCCAGCCAAGGUCAGUGGAACACAUGUGACUAAAUCAACUGAUACCAGUCAUUCUAAGUCAGGUGGACGGGAUUCACAUACAGCUAAAGCCGAUUCACAGUCCACAAAAUCUGGGGGACGAGAUUCACAUUCAGCUAAAGUCGAUUCACAGUACACUAAGUCAGGUGGAAGGGACUCCCAUUCAGCUAAAGCUGAUUCACAGUCCACAAAAUCAGGUGGACGAGAUUCACAUUCAGCUAAAGUAGAGACACAGUCGACUAAGUCAUCUGGACGAGAUUCACAUUUAUCAAAAGUGAGUGAUAAGGAAUCUUCUAAACCAGCUGAAUCCCAUUCAUCUAAAUCAAGUGAUGUCAAGAUGUCUAAAGAUUCUGGUGUAAAUAAAUCUGCUGGUAAAGAUAGUGGUCGACCACAUCAAACUAAAUCAUUUAACAGAGCCGAACCACCAAGGCAUGGUGGAACAUAUUCUAAACCAAAUAGUGCAAAACCUGCUACUUCAAAAACAGGGGGGAAAUUUACCGAUUCAAAAACCUCACAAAGUGGCGAUUCCAAACACCCAUCUAGUGUUAAACCAUCAGAUUUAAAAUCUGCCUCAAAACCAACAACACCACAAAGCCCCACUGCCAAAGAUUCAAAACUAUCAGAUAAAACCCAACAGUCAACAGCAAAGGACACAGAUAUGUCUAAAACCCAACAGUCAAAUAAGGCAGAUACAACUAAAACCCAACAGUCAAAUAAAACAGGAAAGGACACAGAAACAGCCAAGUCUGUUCAAUCAAAAUCACAAGUCGGGAAAGAAUAAGUAUUGGAAUACAGAUUUAGACAAUAGUUGUUUUACAGAGCAUUAACAAUAAUCAUUACAAAGUGUUAACUGUAUUACAAAGUGUUAAUAAUUGUAUUACAUUGACAAUAAUUGUAUUACAUUGUUAACAAUAAUUGUAUUGUGUGCGUGGCUAAUUUAUCAAGCAAAAAAAAAAUUCAAAAAAGAUAAAAAAUUACUAAAAAAAAAGUUAAUUGAUGCUUCUUUUUUUUUUUUAUCAUUUCUAUCAUAUUUCAAUGGGAAUUAUAUAUUAUAAUCACCAUAGUAAUUUUAUAAUUGUUAAACUGUAACUUCAAUCUGGUUACAAUGUUUCUAGUUUACAAAUACUGUGUCAACAUCAAUGGAGACGGCAUCAUGUUAUCUUCUUAGAUGUUUGUAAUACAAUUUUAUAAUAUAACUUCCAAACCUUUUGAAACUUGUUUUGAUAUAUAUUUAUAUGUGUUUGAAAAUUAUUGGCAUACUUAUUGCCGGGCAUCAAUUUGUAUUAAUUUCUAAAAUAUUUAAAAAAAAAAAAGAUAAAAUAAAUGACUUUUUAAAUUGGCUGAAACAGAAGAGAGUUGAGAUUGAAAGUAAGCAUACUAAAUAUGACACAGAAAACAAAGAAAAAUUGUAAGGAAAUUCUGUUUAAACCAUCAUUAAAAUAGAAAGACAUUUUUCUAGCAUAUGUGUUCUGAUUGUAAUAUUCAAUAGUGUUUUAUUUGACGAUAAGGGUGUGGAUUCAUCACGAAGUCUUUCAUAUCUAUGCAUUUGUUGUAAACAUUUCUACUAGUCUGUUUUAUAGCUUUGUUGUUGUAGCAACUAUUUUAUCUUUAUUCAGGUCAAUAUGAUUGUCAUGGCAACCAUUUUAUCUUGUUUUCGAUAUUAAAACAGUUUUAUUUUCAUAACAUUGUUAGUUGAUACAUUUAUUUUCAUCUUAAUCAGACUAGAAUAUCAGUAGUCUUUUUAUAUUAAUUGUUUUAAUGCUAAUUGAUUUAAAAUGAAGCAAUUUGAUUAUUUCUCUAGAUUACAUUUCGAAUCAAGGAAAUUGCUGAUGAUUUUUCUCUGUAGUUGCGAAAUAAUUUUAAAAACAAUUUUUCAUUGAUAUUUUGUUAAGUUAUGUAUGUUUUAUUAUUCGAGUUUUUAGUGUACACAAAGAGUCACUUUCAGUGUCCUGUGAAUCUUAUGAUUGUUGAUAAUUUUGGAGGAAAUUCAGACAUCAUAAUUCUUAAGACAUGACUUUUCUAUAUUAUAUGAAAAGAGAAGAAUUAUGUUAUUGAUUUGUUUAGAAUAAUAAUCUCUGCCAUUGGUAGAUAUAAUAAUGGCUGCCAUUGGUAGAUAAUUUGAUCUGAAUCCCUUGAUUCUGUUGUUAAUUGGUUUAGUGAGGAAUUAACUGGUGUACUGCAUCUUGUAUAUAUGAUUUGAGAAUGAAUGUAUUGUUAAGGAAACAGAAAUCAUGUGUAAACUUUAAAUUUGACAAAAUAUUGGCAGCAUGUUGUCCUUGUUUACUUAUUUUAUAUCUUGUUUUUUUUCAUUGAGGAUACCUGAACUAAUAUUAUACACAUCCGUAGACCAGGUUUACUCUUUCUUUAGGUCAUCUCAAACUUGUGUUCAUCAUUUAGGAUCCUGCCAAGAAAACAUGUGACCUUGUGGGGGUUCUGAUUAAUGCAAUAAAACCUCCCUACCAGGUCAUGUUACUUGUUUUAUGGAACUUAUGAAUACAAAAUAACUUCCCUAAUAGAUCAUGUGCAGUGUGAUAGUUCUGAUUAUAACAAUAAAACUUCCAUGAUAGACCCUUAACCUUUGGUGGUUCUGAUUAAAACAAUAAAACCUUCCUGAUAGUCCUUGAACCUGUGUUUUAAUUAAUAUAUUAAAACCUCACUGUAAGGCCUUGACCCUGGGAUGGCUCUAAUUAAUACAUUAAAACCUCACUGUAAGGCCUUGACCCUGGGAUGGCUCUAAUUAAUACAAUAAAACCUCACUGUAAGGUCUUGACCCUGCAAUGGUUCUCGUAUACAAUUUAAAACCUCACCAUCUGGACAUGUGAUCUUGUAUGAUGGUUCUGAAUGUUACAGAAAACUCCACCAAGAGACUAACAUGCCAUGCAAUGAUUCUAUUUUUUUGUUUUUUUAAAUAUGCAGCAUCAGACUUUAUUACCCAAUGAUGAUUCUUGUUAAUACUAUGAUUUCUCCUCAUGAGAACAAGAUGUGUUAACUCUGGUCAAUACAGUUAAUCUCCUAUAAACAGGACAACAGAUUGUGAAAAUUGAUUGCAUUAUUGUUUUUGUUUUGACAUGUUAUUGAGUUUUGUUUUGACCUGUGUACAAGUUUUGAUGUGUGGCUUUACUUGUUAUUAUUGUUAUUUCAGUUGUUAAUGUGUGUAAUAUAUAUAUAUUGUUUGUAAAUACACUUAAAUUGUAUAAUUAUCAUCUAUAAGAUUUGAAAACUAUUUAGAUAGAAAAAUAUAUGAAAUAAAAGUUCAAAGUAUAAAUGAAUGAAUUGAUAAGGUAAAUAAAAAAUUGAAAGAAAAAAGAUUUUUUAACCAAAUUGUUUUUUUUAAUUGUUAUAAAUCAUAGAUGCUGAACAAGCUACUUGAUUAAGCCUUAAAAUUAUUAAUCAUUCCAGUCACAAAUUACAGAACUAGUGAGUUCCCAUUUGAUUAUGUUUAAAUCAAACUUUUGGUUGUAUCUGAGGUGCUCAAACAGUUGUAAUUAUAAAUAGUUUCAAAAUUAGAACUUUAGAAUAUUGAAUCAACUUUACUAAAUUCUAAUUAAGAUUUUCACGCUCACAUGACAUUAAAUUACAACAUUGAAAUUGUGUUUUUCCAAUGUUAUUGUAUUAAUAUAAAAACAUCUUCAUUCAUAACCUAUGGCAAUUUUUUUCCCUCAGUUAUCUCCUCGAUUAUUAAUGGGACAUGAAAUAAGUUAAUUAUCAUUAUUGUCUUGUCUCUAAUAGUUGUCGCAAUUUAAAAUCUUUUUCAACCUGUGAUUAUGUGCAUAAUUGUGAGUUAUUUCAAUCAGUGUACAGCAUUAUUUAAGUAUUUAAUCUGAAUGAAUGAAUUUUAUAUUAAACAGAAUGUAUCUCAUGUUGUCCUGUUUUACUAGAAACAUUAAGUAUAUGUAGAAAUUAUUUUGCCUAAAGCAAGAGCCCUACAUUUUAAAACGUUUUUUAUUGAGCUAUUUUAUAAUGAUAUUUCCAUUCUAUUCUUUUAAAGUAAUUCCAAUCUAUUCUACUAAAGUCUAAUCAGUCUAUUAUUGAAAGGUAAUUAUGUCUAUUAAUAGUUUUGGGGAAAUUGUUUUGUGAUAAACAAGGAGCUAUGAAUAAACUGAAGAUAUUUUAGUCUCACUUUUCCAAAAAAUAAAUAAAUACUUUUUAAUUUAUUGCAUCUGAAGCACUUUUCUGGAUUACCCUUCAUCAGCAAAACUGAAAAUCAUUAAGUCAGGAAUGUAAAUAUACUUAAAGCGCUGCAUGAAUCUUCCAAAAUCUUCUUUGUCAACUCUACCUAAGGGAAAUGGAACUUUGUAUAUAAUUUAUAAAGGAUAUUGUCAAAGUAUUUUCUGUAAUAAAUUCCCCCUUUUGAAGACAUUUUUGAUCAGGACGAUCAAUCUGUAAAAAUAUUUUCUUAUAUUAUUGCACUAUAUUAACUUUCAUUCCAAUUUUCUUCCUGUCAUUUGACUGCUGUCGGGAAUCAAGAGGUCAUGUUCUGCCAUUAAUGUAUUUUAAUUGGUUCUAUUUCUGUGAAAUAACAUAUAUGAGUAAUUGAUAAAAAAUGCAAUUCUAACAUUUAUACAUGAUGAAAAAGCAGCAUAAAAUGAGUAAAAACUUAUGUAAGACUAUUUUAAGUGCAAAAGGAGUAAAUUUAUUUAUUGAAUAAAUCUGUAAUGGCAAGA